CAUGGAGCCUAGGUGUUGAGGGCUUAGACUCUGGAGCCCAGCUGCUGGAAUGUGGGCCCUGCAGCUGUUACUGUUGAGCUGUGUGUCUGGAGCCCUUCCCUUAGCCUUUCCUGAAUCUCAUUCUCCAUUUGUUAAAUGACGUCAUUAAUAAGGCAAAUGAUUUUGUCGCUAAAUGCCAGUGGAAACUUUCUAAUAGUCAUAACUGUCACAAGGUCUGAUGACCUCACAGUUAUUUUGCCCUUAACGGAUGCCAUAAAAUGCCCGAAAAGCUUUCCCUGGGUCGACUCACUUCAUUACAACUCCCUGAGGGAAUACCAUUGUUAAUGUCUUAUGUGGUCUGUGUACUAUGAAAUAUCCACCACCAUCUCUGAUGGAUUCCAGCGCACCUUGUUUCACUUGAGUCUGUCCAGUCUUUAGAGUUAACAGAGGAACCCUAGUUACUGAUUCCAGACUUUGACCUCAUCAAAAAUUAACAGCAGCCAAUUUGCAUUCUUCUGGGUUAUAUAUUGUUUGCCAGAUAUUCAGAAUUAUUGUGUGCCUCUGGGCAGAGAACUCACAGUUCAGAAUAUCUUUUUUUUUUCCCUUUAGUACAGGGUCUUGCUCUGUCACCCAGGCUGGAGUGCAGUAGUAUGAUCAUAGCUUACUGCAGCCUCCACUUCCUGGGUUCAAGUGAUCCUCCCACCUCAGCCUCCCAGGAGCUGGGACUACAGGCACAAAUCACCAUGCCCAAAUAUAUAUAUAUAUUUUUCAAUCUCCUAUUUCUUUCCUCUCUCUUGUUUUGGAAGUUACUCAGCAAGCUACAUCUGUCUAAUUGGAUAUGUAUGUCCAUAUCCUGUUAGAAUCAAGUAUUUCAGAGUAUAAGCAUGAUAGUAAUAAAGCUCGCAAUAUUAUCAUUAAGCCACUUACUUUGGAGAUCCCAUGAUGAACCCAAAAUCUCCCCUAUUGCUGACCCUGGAGACCUGUUAAGUCUAGGUGAAAUAAUAUCAAGAUUUAGACUGAUCUUUUUUUUCCCAAUCUCUUUGCCUCUGAGUAACCAUUCUUCAAAUUCAGAACCACACUCAGGGUAAAAUAUAAGUAAGGGCUAUUUAUUUUUUUGCCACUGUUCUGGCAUCUGUAGACAAUACAGUUUAUUUAAUUUCAGGUUUUCACAGUUAUAUACAGUCAUACCUCGGAGAUAUGUGGGUUCGCUUCCACAGACCAUCAUAGUAAAGUGAAUCAUACAAAUUUUUUGGUUUCCUAGUGCAUAUAAAAGUUAUGUUGGCUGGAUGAGGUGGCUGUCACCUGUAAUCCCAGUGCUUUGAGAAGCUGAGGUAGGAGGAUCACUUGAGUCUAGGAGUUUGAGACCAGCCUGGGCAACUAUAGCAAGACCCCAUCUCUACAAAAAAAAAGUUUUACAUCAGUCAGGUGUGGUGGAGUAGCUGUAGUUCUAGCUAUUCAGGAGGCUGAGGCAGGUGGAUUGCUUGAGCCCAGGAGUUCAAGGCUGCAGUAAGCUAUGAUUGUGCCACUGCAUUCCAGCCUGGGUGACAGAGUAAUACCGUGUCUCAAAAAAAAAAAAAAAAAAAAAUGCUGAGCGUGGUGGUUCAUGCCUAUAAUCCCAGCACUUUGGGAGGCCAAGGUGGGUGGUGGAUCACCUGAGGUCAAGAGUUCAAGACCAGCCUGUCCAACAUGGUGAAACCCCAUUCUCUACUAAAAAUAUAAAAAUUAGCCAGGUGUGGUGGAGCACACCUACAAUCCCAGCUACUCGGGAGGCUGAGGCAGGAGAAUCACUUGAACGCGGGAGGUGGAGGCUGCAGUGAGUUGAGAUUGUGCCACGGCACUCCAGCCUAGGCAACAGAGCAAUACUCCAUCUUAAAAAAAAAAAAAAAAAAGUUUAUAGUCUAUUGUGUGCAGUAGCAUUAUGUCUAAAAAACAAAGGAUGCACCUUAAUUGUAAAAUACUUUGCUUAAAAAUGCUGACAGAGAAACAAAGUGAGUAUGUGUUAUUGGAAAAAUGGUGCUAGUAGACUUCAUCAGUGGAGGAUUGCCAUAAACCUUCAAUUUGUAAUAAAAAUAAAACCCCACACGUUAUCUGCAAAGCACAAUAAAAUGAAGUAUGUUAUAUGUUGAUUUUCAGGAAUUAGAGGAAAAUGAGAGUAUUGUUGUCAUCGGAAAUAAGAGGAUUGUUUUGCCAAGCUACUGAAAAAAAAAACUUUCAUUCCUUUGUCAACUGCAAGAAUGGUAAUAUUUGACAAGAAAAACCCAACUUGUCAAAUACUAUGAUUCUUGCAGUUGACAAAGGAAUGAAAAGUUAAUAGCAUAUGUGAGGCUGGACACGGUGGCUCACAUCUGUAAUCCCAACACUUUGGGAGGCCAAGGCGGGUGGAUCACCUGAGGUCAGGAGUUGGAGGCCAACCUGACCAAUGUGGCAAAACCCCAUCUCUACAAAAAAUACAAAAAUUAGCCAGGCAUGGUGGCAGGCACCUAUAAUCCCAGCUACUGGGGAGGCUGAGACAUGAGAAUAGCUUGAACCCGGGAGGUGGAGGUUGCAGUGAGCUGUGAGAUUGCAACACUGCAUUCCAGCCUGGGCAACAGAGGGUGACUCCGUCUCAGAAAAAAAAAAAAAAAAAAAAGUAUAUAUGAGCAUUUAACAAGGCUAUAGGUUUUGAUUUUAAGCCCUGAAAACCCCCAGGUUUAGUUUCAUUGGGAAUUUGUAUUCAAACAUGUCUCUGCUCUGGAUCCAUAGGUGGCACAAUUUUGCCAGUUUUUGAUGCAUAAAUGGUGACAGUAUCCUUUAACAAAAUUCCUAAAGUAGUCUUUUAAAAAAAUAAUUCUGAAAAUCUGGCCAAUGAAACAGGACUCGGAAGAAAAUACUACCCAUUGAAAUUGGAAAGCCUGUUUUCAAUUUGGGGUCUGCUUUUUUUUUUUUUUUUUAAUUGCUUUAAGAGAUUAAGGAUUUUAGACACAAACACGUCAUAAAGUGUUUUUAGAUUUGCAUGAACCUACUGUGGUUUAGUAUAAAUAAACCCCUAACAUGACUUUUACAGAUGCCUGUGAGGGUAUCUUGGGGGUUUCUACACUGCCUACCCCAAACCUGACUUCAGUCAGAGCCAACAGGGCCCCAUGUAGGCAAAGGCUAUGUCAUUAAUUCUCAAAUGAGAUUUGUCCAAGCGGGAAAUGCACUUCUAGUGCAGUAGUUUUAGGCCAGCCUUUUUCAGAGCCUCAGGCUCUGCCUGUCACCUUGAAGACAUCCAUGUGGGUCCCCUCAGGGCUUCUCUUUGCCAUACAAAUAAAAUGAUUGCUCCCACCAAUGUUUGCGUCCAUGGGAGAGGAGGUAGGAGCAGCAGUACUUGUCCUGUGUGUGGGAGACACUUGAAGGGCUCAGUGGGAAUUGUCAGCAGCAGGGAACAGAACAGGUGGUGAGAAGAGUCAUUCCACUGAGUUUCUGGGCCUUUGACUCUUUGAAACUUCCUUCUCCUCUAUCCAACCUCCCUCUCCAGAAAAAAAAAAAUAAUUUAAAAAUGGAAUCAGUAUAAUCAGUGAAGUAGCUGUAUUCCAGUGAACAAGCAGCCUGCCCUUGCAUCUGCAUGCAUGCAGCCUUGGCGUUUUCUCUAGAAAAAAAAGAGGUUCUACCUCGUGCAUGAAUACAGGUGGAGGCCAAGACCAGCAUUAACAAAGGCUGUGUGUGUUUGCCAUGGAGCUUGGGAGGGCUAACGGUCAUUUUACUUCUGCCUCAGACCAUCACACUUUGUCCCCAGAACAAAGCCAAGAGUCCUUGGUCAAUGAAAGUGUGUAAAUAUCCUCACACUUCCCCUAGUAGUUCGUUUUUAGGCUGUAAUCAUGUGGUAAAGAAAAGAACCUAACUUCUUAAAAUCUUUCCCUUUUUGGAUGUAGAUUGAAAUUUUUAUUUUAAACACAAUGGCCCUAAUGUCUAAAUCUAAUGUUAGUAAUUAAUCCCUAGUGCUUUAAGGAUCUUCUGUUUAUAGGCAGUUAUUUUAUGGAGCUGGUCUCUGUGAGAGGCAGACUGCCAGGAGGGGUUGAGAUUUCCUUUAACCAGGAUUCUUAGUUCUGAGUGGCUCUAGUGAAUAACAUUAACAAUGAAUGAUUCUCUGGCCGGGCACUCACGCCGGUAAUCCCAGCACUUUGGGAGGCCGAGACGGGUGGAUCACUUGAGGUCAGGAGUUCGAGAUCAGCCUGGCCAACAUGGUGAAACCACGUCUCUACUAAAAAUACAAAAAUUAGCCGGGCGUGGUGGCAGGCGCCUGUAAUCCCAGCUACUUGGUAGGCUGAGGCAGGAGAAUUGCUUGAACCUGGGAGGCGGAGGUUGCACUGAGCCCACAGUGCGCCACUGCACUACAGUCUGGAUGACAAGCAAAGCUCAAUCUCAAAACAAUAAUAAUUUUUAAAGUAAUGAUUAUCUUAACCAUUCUUAAAUCCUUCUGUCUAGUAGGAAUCUUAUUCAUGGGAGUGUCUGGAAAAGGGACAAAGAGAGGCUAUUGAGAUUUUUUUAAAGCCUCGAUUUGGGAUGUCUGAACACAGUUAGUAACAACUCCAAAGCCAUUUAAAAUUCAUCUUUUUUUCUACCACCGGACUGAGAUUUUCAGUUUUAUUCCAAGGUUCCAAUCAUACAGAUGUGAAUCAAACCCUGUUGGGCCAAACGGGAUCUCCUUUGUUGGCGGAUAAUUUCAAGUGCUCACAGAGACUCUCCGUUUUUUUUUUAAAUACCUGGACUUAAUUGUUUAAACUGGAGUCCGGACCAAAACAUCUCUGACCUCGGGGGUCUUCCUUUGGUCAGGAAGAGGGGAGGGGGCAAUUGGACCCCUUUCCCUCUGCGGCUGCAGAGUCCCAUUUUCCUCUGGGGACAUUUGCUUUUUCCCUUGGGGAAGACAGUAUGGAUUCUAGUUCUGCGGACUCUUUUACUUAGCUUUGAAACCCAAGCAAGUUACUUGGUUUGUGCCUCUUAUUUUACUCUAAUGCAAUGAAUAAAAAGAGUCCCAGCCUUCGCCCUAAGGGAGCAGGAGCGCCUGCGAUGACCCCUUUCCAAGUCCUCAGGGCGAAUCCGCCAAAUGCGCGAGCUGGGUAGCCCACCCCUCUCAGCUGCUGGCCGGAAGCGGAAGUGCGCGUCCGUCGCCUCGCCGUUUCCCAUAGCUGUCGCCUGCAGCUGAGAAAGGGUUGCUGUCCCAGCAGGCCAGGCCCAGGGCUGGGUAUAAGUAAGCAAGAAGAGGGCCUGGGAGAAGAGUCUGACGAGCAAGGGGAAGGUAGCCAAGGAUGGAGUGAAAUACAGGAGAUGCGGUCUUGCUGUGUUGCCUAGGCUGGUCUCAAACUCCUGCUCUCAAGUGAUCCUCCCGCCUCAGCCUCCUGAGUACAUUUAUAUUUAAAGUAAUUAUUGAUGGCUCUGCCUGCUUAGGACUCUGCCCAGCCAGGAAGGAAACCUACAGGAGGAAGAAUGGCUGCAGGGUGGCUGACAACCUGGUCACAGAACUCAGUGACCUUCCAGGAAGUGGCAGUGGACUUUUCCCAGGAGGAGUGGGCAUUGCUGGACCCUGCUCAAAAAAAUCUAUACAAAGAUGUGAUGCUGGAGAACUUUAGGAACCUGGCCUCAGUAGGGUAUCAGCUCUGCAGACACAGUCUGAUCUCCAAGGUGGACCAAGAACAGCUGAAGACAGAUGAAAGAGGAAUUCUACAAGGUGACUGUGCAGACUGGGAAACUCAACUUAAAUCAAAAGAUAUAAUUGCUAUGCAGAACAUUCCUGGGGGAAAAACAUCCAAUGGCAUAAACAUGGCAGAAAAUCAACCUGGUGAGCACUCCCUGGAGUGUAACCAUUGUGGGAAAUUCAGAAAGAACACUCGCUUUAUUUGUACAAGAUAUUGCAAGGGAGAGAAAUGCUAUAAAUAUACAAAGUAUAGCAAAGUCUUCAACCAUCCCUCAACUCUUAGGAGUCAUGUGAGCAUUCACAUUGGAGAGAAAACUCUUGAAUUUGCUGAUUGUAGAAAAGCUUUCAAUCAAGAGUCAUCCCUCAGGAAACACUUAAGAACUCCCACAGGACAGAAGUUUCAGGAGUAUGAGCAAUGUGAUAUGUCCUUCAGCCUACACUCUUCCUGCUCAGUACGUGAGCAAAUACCUACUGGAGAGAAAGGUGAUGAAUGCAGUGACUAUGGCAAAAUAUCUCCCCUUAGUGUCCACACAAAAACUGGUAGUGUGGAGGAGGGUUUGGAAUGUAAUGAACAUGAGAAAACUUUCACUGACCCUUUGUCCCUUCAGAACUGUGUCAGAACUCACUCUGGAGAGAUGCCCUAUGAAUGCAGUGACUGUGGGAAAGCCUUCAUUUUUCAGUCUUCCCUUAAGAAACACAUGAGAUCUCAUACUGGAGAGAAGCCUUAUGAGUGUGCUCACUGUGGAAAAUCCUUUAGCCAGAGCUCUCAUCUGAAUGUGCACAAAAGAACUCACACUGGAGAGAAACCCUAUGACUGUAAGGAAUGUGGGAAGGCUUUCACUGUUCCUUCAUCCCUUCAGAAACAUGUGAGAACCCACACUGGAGAGAAACCCUAUGAAUGCAGUGACUGUGGAAAAGCCUUCAUCGAUCAGUCAUCCCUUAAGAAACACACACGCUCUCACACUGGAGAGAAGCCUUAUGAGUGUAACCAGUGUGGAAAGUCCUUCAGCACAGGCUCUUACCUUAUUGUGCACAAGAGAACUCACACUGGUGAGAAAACCUAUGAGUGUAAAGAAUGUGGGAAGGCCUUUAGGAAUUCCUCUUGCCUGAGGGUACACGUGAGAACUCACACUGGAGAGAAGCCUUAUAAAUGUAUUCAGUGUGAAAAAGCCUUUAGCACAAGCACUAACCUUAUAAUGCACAAGCGAAUCCACAAUGGCCAGAAACUCCAUGAAUGAAAUGACUACAGGAAAGUGUUUGUUGCCCCUCAUGCCUCCUUUCUCACUUUAGAACAUACAUUGGAGAGAAGCCCUGUUAUGGUCACCUGGAAACAGCCUUCUGGCCCAACUCUGGAUGUCUGUUAUACUGGGACAAACCUUAUAAAUGUUAUAGCUGUGAUUGUUUUUAUCAGUGAGUAUUUCAUUCUUGUAUGUGUCACAACUGUAGAUCCUAUGAAUAUUUUAGUUAUCUUUUCAGUUUAAUUGCAUUGUGAACAGAAUACAUGGUCUUCAAUAUGUAGAUUCUGUGUGACACAGAUUUGAAGAUAAUUGCUGGACACUGACUGAUGUACUGUGGCAGACAGAACUAGUUGCUGUCUCAAUAUCCAUUCCUCCCUUCUUUCUUAAAGUAAUAAAAUUUACCAUUUAGUUCAA
Gorilla gorilla gorilla (western lowland gorilla) is the source of this 7281-nucleotide messenger RNA. It is a transcript of the gene ZNF177, whose product is annotated as zinc finger protein 177. The transcript has 8 exons. The record is from RefSeq and is a predicted model, not a curated record. The coding region runs from base 5422 to 6867 and encodes 481 amino acids. NCBI's taxonomy places the organism in Eukaryota, Metazoa, Chordata, Mammalia, Primates, Hominidae. Gene Ontology annotation, biological process: regulation of DNA-templated transcription. Gene Ontology annotation, molecular function: RNA polymerase II cis-regulatory region sequence-specific DNA binding; DNA-binding transcription factor activity, RNA polymerase II-specific.